AUUAAGUAAUAAUGUUUCUUGGAUCACAACCAUCAAUGCUUCUCACUACAUAACCUAACACGCAAUAAGCACCAUCAAUCUUUGGUUAGCGUAAUACCCUAAUUCUAAUCUAGCUCAAACAUUACCAACUAUGCAAACACAAUUACAGCCUCAACCCCAACCAUUAUAACCUUUAGCAACGCAACAGUUGUAGCCAUAAUUGACUACCGCUGCCAAUGUUUAACCUCCAAUUCAAGCACAGAAGAAAGGCGAAUUCGAGAACCUUGUUAAGUAUUACAAGGAAAAGCCAGAAUUGGUAAUUAUGCUUGCCCAAUAUUCAUAGACAAAAUAGUAGGAAUUGUAAUUAUUCGUAUUGCAGACCAAGUAUUUGAAAAAUAGAAUUUAGAAAAAAUUUCAAAAGCAAAUUAAUGUCAAACAAACUCAAUGUAAUGUUUUAAAUACUUAACUUAGAUUUAUUGGUUGACACUCUCAGUUAGAAGGUGUGUUAAUUAUUUUAAAAAUUUAACUUAAAUGAGCGUAACUUAGAAUACACAAAGAAAGAUGAAUUGCAGAGAUUGAGUUAAAGAAUCAAAGCUGAUUAAGAGAAACAAAACUUGCUGUUUUAAUCUCAAAUCAAAGUCAAGGAGUUGUAUUCACAACCAAUUUCGAACUAUUUGGAACUCAAUAACAAGUUUCAAAUGAACAAAAAUGUAAACAUCGCAACCCAUUAUUUAUAGAUGAUAAAUACUAUGCAGAAAAAAGAAGUGCUUACGCUGAGUAGAUAGACUAAGGAAUUAAUGAACCUAUUACACGAGAACAGGGCCGAAUAAGUCUAACCCAAGUCUGUUUCCAUUAAAUCGAUUUCGUUUAACACACACAAUCAACUAAUCAUUGAAAAAUUGUUUAAGGAAUAAGAAUUUUAUGAAAAAUUGGAGCAAUUCUUAGAAUUCUAAAAAAAGAUCAAAGCAAAAAAGAAUAUAGAUAAAACAGAUUAUUAUGAGACUCUUUUUUCUUGUUUUGUGAACAUCCAGAGUGAUCAUAAAGACAUAAUGAAAUUGUUAUCUCUUUAAUUUCAAGGCAUCUAAUUUCAAUCUCAGAAUAUCCAAAAAGAUCUUCUCAAGAACUCAAUCAAAAUUUUAGAAGCAGAAAUGAGCAGAAGAAUUGGAGUCCUAGAUAUAGCCAAUAUUAAUUGUAAUCCACAUUAAAUAUAGUAUUAUUAGAAAAAUUCAAAGAUAUUUACUAUGAUAUCCUAUCAAAACGUCUGAACAUUCAAAGUGUUAGCACAUAUUAUCCAAGUGGAAUCUUAUUCUUACUAAUGAGAUGUGGAUAAAUACAAUAAGCAAAGUCAAUCAUGUUUUAAUUUGCCAAACAUCAAAAAUAUUAAUUAUUUUUUGAACUCUUGGAAGAUAGGACGUAAGUGUUUUAAACUAUGUAGUGAAACAAAUCAAUAAAAAAUCUAAAAGCUUGAUUAAUUUUGCGAUGAUGAACUAUUCGAAUAAUGCUAUUUGAUUGCCUUCGAUUCAGGAUCUGUGUCCUAAGUCUUUGAAAAUCAACAUUUCCCUUAAGAUUAGGAUCUAUUCUUUUGGAUGACUCUAAAAACAACUCACAUUACAAAUUAGAAUGGAAGUGACAACUGGACAUUAUCCGAUUUGUAAGAAGCAAUACCAAGGGACAUUGGCUUCAAAAUGGAUAUACACUUGUAAAGGUAUGAGGAAAUCUUAAAGUUCAUUUAUAAAACAUCUGCUUCCUUGGUUUCUAAACUAGAAUAUUUCACACUAUUCUUUAUAGUGCAAUCCCUCCUAGAAAUACAAGAUGAAAGUACAAUGGUAGAAAUGAACUUGAUUUUGAAUGGAAUUCUCGGAUAAGUAUUUGAAAAAUACCCAGAUAUUGGAGGGUUAUUAAUAAUACUUACUGAACCUGAUCUUUAGUAAGCUAUCAAUAAAAUUCAGGCAGAGAUGAUGAAAUAUAAAUAUGGAGUUGAAUUAUUUUAGGACAAGAAAUUCUUUGAAAAUUUUGAAAAUAUGUUCGGAGAAAAUCAAAAGACACAAGAUUUCAUCGAAUCAAUAGUACAAGAACAAUUCUAACAAAAUCUCCUUGAAUAUCAUAAGGAUUUUAUAGAGAAUAUAGUAAAAGGCAAUAAUAUUGUAAAUUUAUACACUUAAUUAGAACGAAUUGCUGGCAACUCACAAGGCUUUCAUUGGCAAUAUUGAUAUGAGGAUGGAAGAACUCAAAAGUUACUUGGAAUUCAGAAAAACAAGCUUCACACAUCUUGCAAUGAAUUUAUACUAAAUUUCGGGAAUACUAUUAUUGACAACUGAGUGCUAGUUCAAUUUGAAAGCUCAAGAAUUAAAAAUAAUUUCUGGCGCUACUUCUAAAUAUCUUGUGAAAAAUAACAACAACCCUAAAUAAUACUAUAAUCUAUUCUCAACCAUAUACUAAAUUGCAGUAUCCUACCCUAGAUAAAAGCACAUUUUUGAUUUAAUAUAAGCUUUCAACUUUUUGAUUCAAUCAAGUAAAAUUGAGUAAUUCAAUGAAAACAAAUUCAAAUAGUAUUUGGUCUAAAUAGACAUAUCAAAAUUAACCAAUAUUUUAAUGGCUAAUAAAUAGAUGUAUCUGUUAAAACUAUUCUUUUGGAUGAUAGAGAUUACUCUUGAAAUUCAUGAUAAAAAAAUAGAAGAAUAUAAGUAUACAUAUAUAUGCAUAACAAUAGAAAUAUGAAAGAGUCAUUUUAAAGAAUGAUAAAUAAUAAAACAUAUCAAAAUGUUGUACUUAAUUCCUUGUUUUUAAUAAACAGAGAAGUCGAUUUGCAUUUUUAAGAUUUUAAGUUAAUGCCUAAAUGA
Molecule: messenger RNA, 2819 nt
Organism: Paramecium octaurelia
Lineage: Eukaryota; Ciliophora; Oligohymenophorea; Peniculida; Parameciidae
Source: the annotation of a GenBank genome assembly